This is a messenger RNA of Entelurus aequoreus (snake pipefish), 3792 nucleotides long. It is a transcript of the gene ftr84, whose product is annotated as finTRIM family, member 84. Gene Ontology annotation, molecular function: protein binding; zinc ion binding. The coding region runs from base 60 to 1772 and encodes 570 amino acids. The record is from RefSeq and is a predicted model, not a curated record. Lineage: Eukaryota; Metazoa; Chordata; Actinopteri; Syngnathiformes; Syngnathidae. The transcript has 7 exons.
UAGAUCAUUGCAGGACUACAGUUUAUCUGUUUCAAUUAUUUUCAGCUGUAAAAAUAAUCAUGGCUGAGUCAGGUUUCCCUUUACCACCAGAAGCCAUCUGCCCACUCUGUGUGGAUUCACAGCGAGACCCGGUCACCAUACCAUGUGGGGACACAUACUGCCUGGAGUGCAUCAAGAUCUACUGGGACCAGUUUGACCACAUGGGAGUGUACAGUUGCCCCCAGUGCCGCGCCACCUUCACGCCGAGGCCUGUGCUGAGGCGCGACAUUCCGGACGUCUUCCACGAGCGCCGGCGUCAGCUACCGGAGCUGACGCCAUUCCCCGACAUGCAUCGGGAGUCCUUUUGUGACUUCUGCGUCGGUCGCCGUAACAAGGCUGUCAAAUCGUGCCUCGUGUGCCUGGCUUACUACUGCGAGACGCAUGUCAAGCCCCAUUACGAGUCGUCCACUUUCAAGAGACACAAACUGGUGGACGAAACCGGCCACCUGGACAGGAAGAUCUGCCCCCAGCACGAGAAAGGACUGGAGCUGUUUUGCCGCUCAGACCAGAUGUGCAUAUGUGUGUUGUGUACGGUUAGAGAACACCGCAGCCACAACAUUGCUUCAGCAGAGGAGGAGCGCGUCGAGAAACAGAAAGUGCUGGUGGUGACACAGUCGGAGGUCCAGUACAUAAUUCAGGAGCGGAUGAAGGAACUACAGGAGCUCAAACAUAAUGUAGAUGUUCUUAAAAGCGGUGCCCAGCGGGCCCAAGCUGAGAGCGAUAAGACGUUCCACGAGAUGCUGCAGGCGGUGGAGCGCUGGAAGGCUGAAAUCCAUCAGAUGAUAAUGGCCAAUAUGCAGGCGGCCAUGUCGCAGGCGGACGGCUACGUGGAGCGUCUGGAGCAGGAGAUACUUGAGCUGCAGCGAAGAGACGCGGAGCUACGGCAGAUCCUGGAAACGGAGGACAACAUUCACUUUCUGCAGAAUUUUCCAACCUUGUGCGUCGCCCCGCAAGCCAUGGUGCCCAAAGUGCUCAUCAACCCUCAGUUCUCCUUCAGUGAAAUGAGCAAAACGGCUGCAGAAAUGAAGGAACACCUGGAUGACAUUUGUAAAAAAGAACUGGGAAAAAUCUCCAAGACAGUCAGCGAAACCCCCGUGUACAUCCUUUUGCCAAGAAAUGGGGACAAAAGGCUCAAAGUUCCUAGCAGAGUGGAUUUUCAGGAGCCGAAAACAAGAGCAGACUUUUUAAGAUACUCUACUAAGAUGUCCUUCGAUCCAAACACAAUCUAUAAAGAGCUGGUCCUAUCAGAUGGAAACCAGAGGGUCACCAGAAGGAAAACAGUCCAGUUUUAUCCCGACCACCCCGAGCGGUUUGACGGCUUCUCCCAGGCGUUGUGCAAGGAGCCACUGACCGGUUUCCGGUUUUACUGGGAGGCCGAGUGGAGCGGCGAGUUCUCUGUGGGGGUGGCGUUUAAAAGCAUCAGUCGCAAGGGGAAAAACUCCAACAGUCUGCUGGGCUACAACAACAAGUCUUGGAGUCUGCUCUGCUCCGACUCGGGAUAUUCCGCCUGGCACGACAAAACCGACCGCGACCUUCCCAAUGCUCCCAGGGCGUCGCGGAUUGGCGUCUACCUGGACUAUGCAGGCAACACUGUGGCCUUUUACUCGGUGUCACAGGCCAUGGAGCUCAUACACAGAUUCAAGGCUCACUUCAGCGAGCCUUUAUAUGCAGGCUUUGGCGUGGGUUCCUCUGUGACUCUUUGUCAGCUCAAGCAAAGUGCUACACCUUAUUAAGAUAAGCGGACUUGCUCACAAACAUGCUAGAACAGCGAUUCUCAAACUGUGGAACGAAUGCUGGCUCAAUCUAGUGCGGGGGUCAGCAACCUGCGGCUCUUUAGUGCCGCCCUAGUGGCUCUCUGGAGCAUUUUUUGAAAAAAAGGAUUGACAAUGGAAAAAGAUGGGGGAGGGGGGAACGACACAAACAAACGUAACAGUUUGUUUACAUGUUAAAUAUUCCACUCCUUCUUUGUCUCAUUUUGUCCACCAAACGUUUUAUACUGUGUGUGAAUGCACAAAGGUCACAAAAAACAUUCAUGAAGUUUGGUUCUUUUAUGAAUUUAUUAUGGGUCUACUGAAAAUGUGACCACAACUGCUGGGUAAAAAGUAUACAUAUAGCAAUGUUAAUAUUUGCUUACAUGUCCCUUGGCAAGUUUCACUGCAAAUAUAAGAAAUAACAGAACUUUCCUCCAAAAGGUCUUAUCUUUGUCCAUGUGAUGUCAGAUGAGACAAAAAAGUUGCUGUUUGGCCACAAUACCCAGCAAUAUGUUUGGAGGAGAAAAGGUGAGGCCUUCAAUCCCAGGAACACCAUUCCUACCGUCAAGCAUGGUGGUGGUAGUAUUAUGCUCUGGGCCUGUUUUGCUGCCAAUGGAACUGGUGCUUUACAGAGAGUAAAUGGGACAGUGAAAAAGGAGGAUUACCUCCAUAUUCUUCAGGACAACCUAAAAUCAUUGAUUGAUUGAUUGAAACUUUUAUUAGUAGAUUGCACAGUACAGUACAUAUUCCGUACAAUUGACCACUAAAUGGUAACACCCGAAUAAGUUUUUCAACGUGUUUAAGUCGGGAUCCACGUUAAUCAAUUCUGAGGUUGGAUCUUGGGCGCAGUUGGGUGUUCUAACAGGACAAUGACCCCAAACACACGUCAAAAGUGGUAAAGGAAUGGCUAAAUCAGGCUAGAGUGAAGGUUUUAGAAUGGCCUUCCCAAAGUCCUGAUUUAAACGUGUGGACAAUGCUGAAGAAACAAGUGGUUGUUGCUUUGUUGAUGCUAUUGACUUGUUGGAGUGCUAAUCAGGCAUAUUUGGUCAGUGCAUGACUGCAAGCUAAUCAAUGCUAACAUGCUAUUUAGGCUAGCUGUAUGUACAUAUUGCAUCAUUAUGCCUCAUUUGUAGGUAUAUUUGAGCUCAUUUAAUUUCCUUUACUUGUAUCCUCUUUGUAUAUCAUUUAGUUUUGCAUGUCUCAUGACACAUUAUCUGUAUGUAAUAUUGGCUGCAAUACAGAUAGUUGUUUGUGUGCUAUGUUGUUCCAGACCACAGCAAACAUUACCUAGCUUGCCAAAGAUUGUAAUAAAUCUAUUAAAAGAAGACAGCCUGUCAUUUCCUUUAACUUGGACACACACAUCUAAACCUUUGGCCAUUAAAAGCCAGGAGUUAUCUCACCUCUGAUAGCCUCUGAUUUACGAAUAGUUUCUAAUGUUGUAAAAAUGUGUAGAAUAAAUAGUGAAUUUCAACAUUUCUGUCAACGAAGAUUUGCUUCAGCCUGCGACACAGUCAUUUUGAUAGUAGGCUAAUAUAGACACUUACAUCAUGUGUUGCCUUCAUUAUAAGACUUAAAUAGGGCUUUUCAUUUUUUGCGGCUCCAGACAGAUUUGUUUUUUGUAUUUUUGGUCCAAUAUGGCUCUUUCAAGGUUUGGGUUGCCGACCCCUGAUUUAGUGGUAGGCCAAAAAUCACUUAUCUUAGUAUUGUAAUGACAUGACUCCAACUGCUAUCAAAGGUUUAUCAGCCUUGAAUGGAUCAAACUGAUCCGUGGCCACCUGAUAACCUCUCUGCAUAGCAGAAAAGAGAGAAGGCAGAUCAACUGGUCUAAAAAUGGGUUUAUUUAAAGCAGAGGUGUCAAAGUCGUUUUCACUGAGGGCCACAUCGCAGUUAUGUUUGGCCCCAAAGGGCCGCUUCUAACAGUGAAUACUAUUAUUACACAAUUUUUUAAAUGCAUUUUAUUAGUAGAUUUAAAAAAAAAAAAUUGUUAAAAAAAAUGGUAAGU